AUGAAGCUACAGUAUCACCUGUUGUUAUUCACGUUCCUCCUAUCGGAAAACGUACUUUGUCAUAAAAGCAUUUCUGAAAAUGUAAAGGAUGGCUCCGCUGUAAGGAACCAGGGGGGUUGUGUUGGAAGCGAGAACCUGACCCACGGUGGAAAAAAGGCAUUAUGGGCAUGGGGUGGAAACGAUAAAAAGGGCGAAGGUAACAAAAGUAGCAAUCGGGAGCAAGGACUCAUGUCUUCUGUAGUCGGCUCAGUGAAACGAAUGCUCUUUUUUAAUGACAAGGAAAUUGAAAACCAUGUCCAAGGGAUCAGUGACAAUGUACAAGAAAUGAAAGAUGGAAUGAUAAAAAAUUCCUCCAAUAUAGUUAAGCACGCAAGUAAAAUAAAAGAUGAAUUACAAAAAAACACAGCCUACUGGGCCAAUGUCGUUAAAACAACUGUCAGUGAGGAGCUACAUCAGAUCGACCAAUUCAGCAAAGACCAGUUAGACAAACUGAGGAAGAAUCCUGAGAACAAAUUUUUUUUCACCAAACUGUUCAGUGCGGGCAGUGCGGCAGCGGAUACUUCCUCUCCCCAUAAGGACAAGGAAAACAAAAAUGGAGGAGAAGGUGGUGUUCUGUUGAAGGGACCAAAUGGACAUAACGACCCUCAGGUAGAGAAGGAACAAAAGGAUAAAUCGUUCUGGGACUUAAUGCACACAAGGGGUCGUAAUGCAUCCUCCACACCAGAUGGUAAGGAACCAAGUAAAGGCUUCUUGCGUAUGUUUAAAGGGGAUACAACUGAACCAAGUAACAGCGCAGAGAAAAAAGAACCAUCCUUCUCGUGGUUUGGUAUGCAGUCCUCUGAAAAUGGCGUUCUCAAUGGAAAGAACUCUCCAGAAGCGAAAAGUGUAAACGGAACGAAGGGCCAGGAGGUGAAGAAAAAGUCGUUCCUCUCCCACUUCACUUCAGAAUCCAAUGAGGAAGGAAACUUGCCAAAGGGAUCUGCCACUCAGCAGAACAAUGCCAAUGACGAUACGGAGAAGAACCACACAUUUUCGUUUAACUUCUUCAAAAAGAAGGAAAACAAUGAAGAGUUCUCUUCUGGGCCCAUCUCAGAGGAGGAUGAACAACAGAACGACUCACAACCAAAUGUUAAGAGAACCUUCUUCCAGUGGUUCAAUUCCCCUCCUAAAGGAGAAAAGGAUGAUGAACACUUGUCGAACAAGGAACAUUCUGGAGGAAUGACACAAGACUCGCUUAAGGGAUCCCAACAUGGAGAAGCGAAUGAACAGGGAGAGGAAAAUAAAUCCCCCUUCUCCGUUUUCAACAUGUGGAAAGGGCCACAUAAAGAGAAGGAGGAAAAGCAAAAAGAGGAAGUGGAAACGGAUAUAGAAAGCAAGGCUAGUGAAGUAACCGAUGGGGACAGUUCAGAAAAAAAUAAAAAUGGAAAAAGUUUUUUUUUCAACCCUUUUGGUGGAUUAAAAUCUGAAGGAGAAUCAUCUCACACAGAAGUUACAAAUCCGGGAGAAACAACCAACGCAGAAGGAAUAGCACACUCCGAAUUGAACAGAAGAAGUGGUUUUUUGGUUGAUAUCAUGAAGAAUAUUUACGAUGGAAAGAGUGAUGAAACGGGUGAAAAGGCGGAAAAGAUUCUAUCCUUCAUACACACGGAGCACGAGCACGAUGUGAAUACCAACUGCCACCCACUGGUAUCCUUCAAAACGUGCCUGAGUACGUGCUUCAAUGUACCUCCUGCAGUCGAAGGAGAGAACAACGAUGGGCCUAACGAGAAGAAGAAGAAUCUAUCCGUUGGUGACUACAAAAAGUUAGAAAAGUGUAUCUCAACAUGUAGAAACAGGAAUUUCAAUGAACAAACUCCUGGGUGCGCAACGAAAGAUGGCUCCGUUAUUACCAAUAAUAAAAUAAAUUACGAAGAAAAACUGAAGAAUCUGGAGAACAGUAACUACACUUGGGAGCAACAAUCCUCUGUUUUUACCGAUUUGACACUACGUGAUAAGUAUUCCGAUGAGGAAGAAAAACAAGCGGUGAAAAUUCCUAACGGGGAAAUGCUCUCGGGUAACUCCACCUGGAUGAUGGAUGCAUCUGGAAAACACCUCUCUGUUGCACAGAGAGAGGAGAAAAGUGGUUCUGACAAAAUUCCCACCCUGUCUGACAGCCCAUUGGGGACUCACUUGUACAGUAUGGAUACUGGCAACAGCAGCAUGGGUGUACAUAAGAGGGAAUCCACUGAUGGAAAGAAUACCAUGGUUGGGGAGAACUCCUUCAGCUUUUUUAAAGGCUUUGCACCUCAAACGGGUUCUACAUCUGAUGUUGUGAACACGCUGGGUGCAACCAAACCGUUGCACGAACCUCAUGGGAAAAACAAGGCUUCUACAGAUGGUGCAGUGGCCAAGUUAAAUUCAGAAAUGGGCACACACGGGGAGGAUCUGGAAAGGGCACAAGGGCGCAGCGGAGACAACAAUGAUGACAAUGACGAUGAUGAUGAUGAUGAAGAAGAAGACAUGAACAUCUUCAGAUACAUAUCGAAGGGAUUCUUCCUACUCCUACUGCUCCUUACCUUCUUUGUCUACCUCUCCGCCUUCACCAACAUUAUCACUCAGUUUUACGUAUCAUUCAAGGAGAAGGUGUGCCUUUAUAUAAAGGGGCACUGUACUUCCCCCUUCCAUCAGCCACAUGCAGAAUCCACGCAGGCUUUCUUAACCAAGGAAAGUCAACACUCCUAUGCUACCCCCUUGCACAGCUCCUACGACAACCUAUACCACGCUUUCCACGAUAACACCUGCGAUGUGGCUUGA
This is a messenger RNA of Plasmodium knowlesi strain H, 2793 nucleotides long. Its product is annotated as conserved Plasmodium protein, unknown function. The transcript has a single exon. The coding region runs from base 1 to 2793 and encodes 930 amino acids. Lineage: Eukaryota; Apicomplexa; Aconoidasida; Haemosporida; Plasmodiidae. The record is from RefSeq and is a predicted model, not a curated record.